AUGGAGCGACGACACGAUAGUUCACAUAAACCAACGCCCUCGGGCAAUGGCGUCCCAAGUUACUUCAAUAUGCAGCAAAUGUACUGGGCAGCCGUGGGUGCUGUUAUUGCUGCCGCAACGCUCGCCAACAUUAUGAAUAAGGUCAUUGCUGCGCAGAGGUUCUCGGACAAGACACUGGCGCCAUCCAAGCCCAAAUCCUUUUUCUUCAGAGCCUACGCCACAGGAACAGCAAUGGUGAGAGAAUUCUCAAAUGCUGGAUUCCGGCCCCUGGCAAUUGGUAAAAGCACGCUGCAUACUGCACCAGUUGGGCGCGUCAGUAUUUUACUGGCGAAUCUACUGGUGGUGAUGGUUCUUUGUUUCUACAAACUCAACACGAUGGAUCAGUGGAGCUGGGAAACCGUCGGCUAUCGAACGGGAUUCAUAGCCAUUGGGCAACUGCCUCUAGUAUUCCUUCUGGCAAGUAAAAACAACAUCAUCGGCUUUCUUACGGGGUCCAGCUACGAAAGGCUGAAUUGGUUACAUCGAUGGACAGCCAGGACGCUAUGGCUCACUGCGACCGUUCACAUGGGUUUCUGGUUUCGAAGCUGGGGAAGAUACGAUUACAUUCUUGUGAAGUUGACCAAGGAUCCGUUAACUCAAAGAGGGUUUGCCGCUUGGUGCGUCCUAACAUGUAUAGUUGUGAUUUCUAUGGCUCCAAUACGGCGGUUGAGCUACGAGGUAUUUGUUUUAUCCCACAUAGCGACCUUUUCUGGAUUCAUCGCUGCCGUAUGGUUUCACGCUCCCGCCGAGGUAAAGGCUUGGGUUUGGAUUCCAAUUGGCCUACUCGUGCUUGAUCGAGUCGUGAGAUACGCAUUCAUGGCUUUGGCCAAUAUACCGCUCCUAUCUCUUCAUCGGAGACCGGCAUCCACCAUGAACCUAUCAAAAUGGUCCCUGAGCGCAACAUUCACACCACUACCCGGAAAUGUCACCAAAAUAACCAUCCAGAACCCGACCAUUUCUUGGAAGCCAGGACAACAUGUACUCCUUUCAUGUCAUUCCGUGCUGCCGCUUCAGAGCCACCCAUUCACGAUUGCUUCGAUUCCUUCUGAUGAUAAAUUAGAAUUUUUCGUACGCGCCGAGAAGGGGGGCACGAAGAAGAUAUUCGACCACGUCUCAAGCCAAAGCCAACUCCGCGAGCAAGAAAAUAGUCGCCGUCCGUGUCAGCUCACCAAGUCCGUGAUAAUCGACGGGCCAUACGGUAGGAUAAGAACCUUACGCCAGUUUGACAGCGUCGUGUUCAUCGCCGGUAGCAUGGGGGCUACUUUCACGAUGCCCCUCAUGCGCGAUAUCGUUGAGGGCUGGAAGAACGAGAACCUUGGCCCCGAAACGGGACGGACGAGCUUUGCCCUGACUAAACGAAUUCGGUUUAUUUGGAUCGUCCGCUCGCAAUCCCAUUUGACUUGGUUCAUGGACCAGUUGCAGGAAUUAAUGCGGGACAUAGACCGUUGUGCGGGCGCAAAUUCCUUAUUCAACAAAACUCGAAGCCUUGAGAUAAGCAUAUAUACGACAUGCGGUACUGAAUCAUGUCCGACUCUUCAGUCACCAUUAUCCGCUCGGUUGGCUAGUAUGUCGAAAUUAGCAACCGCUGAAAAGCAGCCCGCAGUGGAGAUGCCAGCUAGACAAUCAAAACCCAAUAGUUGCUGCUGUGCUCGAAAAGUUACCGAUGAAACUGCUCCCUCUACACCGUGUCUGUGCUCUGACCUGGCGCCAGCACCCCCCCCUUCAUUACCCACGACUACAGUUACCGAAAUCGAAGUCGGCCCUUCAGAGAAGGGUCUUCCAACUCCUACGUCAUACUCUCAACCACCUCUCGACUCGCGCAUUACUAUUGUAUCGGGGCGACCCGACACUCGUACGAUAAUCCGCUCUGUCCUUGAGCAGGCAGAAGGAGAAAGCGGUGUUGUUGUGUGCGGCCCUAGCGGCUUGAACGCCGAUGUGAGGCGGAAUGUUGUGUCACUCAGCGACGAGAGGGCUGUGCAUAAGGGAACAGGAGCGCAAGGAAUCUACUUGCAUGUUGAGGAGUUUGGAUUCUAA
Messenger RNA from Uncinocarpus reesii 1704, 2073 nucleotides. RefSeq lists its product as uncharacterized. The transcript is spliced from 2 exons. Lineage: Eukaryota; Fungi; Ascomycota; Eurotiomycetes; Onygenales; Onygenaceae. Bases 1 to 2073 code for a protein of 690 amino acids. The record is from RefSeq and is a predicted model, not a curated record. Gene Ontology annotation, biological process: intracellular iron ion homeostasis; iron ion transport; copper ion import. Gene Ontology annotation, cellular component: plasma membrane. Gene Ontology annotation, molecular function: ferric-chelate reductase activity.